AUGCCUAUCCCCGUUGGAAAUACAAGGAACGAUUUCGCAACUUUGCAAGCAAAGUUGGAUGCAGAUGCUGCCGAGAUUGAAGAAUGGUGGUCUGACUCACGCUGGAAUAAGACUAAAAGAAGUUACACACCCAAAGAUAUUGCUGUUAGACGUGGAACUUUCCCACCAAUUGAAUACCCUUCUUCAGUUAUGUCCAGAAAAUUGUUCAAGGUAUUAGAAAAGCAUCAUAAUGAAGGUACAGUCUCUAAAACUUUUGGUGCCCUAGAUCCUGUUCAAAUUUCUCAAAUGGCGAAGUAUUUAGAUACCAUCUAUAUUUCAGGUUGGCAAUGUUCUUCAACUGCGUCUACCUCAAAUGAACCAGGACCAGAUCUAGCUGAUUAUCCGAUGGACACUGUUCCAAACAAAGUAGAGCAUUUAUUCAAGGCUCAAUUAUUUCAUGACAGAAAACAAUUAGAAGCUCGUUCAAAAGCUAAAUCCCAAGAGGAACUGGAUGAAAUGGGAGCACCAAUCGACUAUUUAACACCAAUUGUAGCUGAUGCUGACGCUGGCCACGGUGGUUUAACCGCAGUGUUUAAGUUGACCAAAAUGUUCAUUGAGCGUGGUGCUGCAGGGAUCCAUAUGGAAGAUCAGACAUCCACAAAUAAAAAAUGUGGACAUAUGGCAGGAAGAUGUGUUAUACCAGUUCAAGAACAUGUCAACAGGUUGGUGACUAUUAGAAUGUGUGCCGAUAUCAUGCAUUCUGACUUGGUUGUCGUUGCUCGAACUGAUUCAGAAGCUGCUACUUUGAUUAGCUCGACAAUCGAUACGAGAGAUCAUUACUUCAUCGUUGGUGCCACCAACCCUAAAAUUGAGCCAUUUGCCGAAGUUUUAAAUGAUGCGAUCAUGAGUGGUGCUUCAGGACAAGAAUUGGCUGAUAUUGAACAGAAAUGGUGUAGAGAUGCCGGCCUCAAGUUAUUCCAUGAGGCCGUAAUUGAUGAGAUUGAGAAAUCUGCCUUACCAAAUAAGCAUGAAUUGGUCAAGAACUUUACCUCCAAAGUGGGUCCAUUAACCGAAACAUCCCAUAGAGAGGCCAAAAAACUUGCUAAAGAAAUUCUAGGUCACGAAAUUUUCUUCGAUUGGGAUCUACCACGUGUAAGGGAAGGAUUAUACCGUUACAGAGGUGGAACACAAUGUUCCGUCAUGAGAGCUCGCGCAUUCGCUCCAUAUGCCGAUCUGGUAUGGAUGGAAUCUAACUAUCCGGACUUUCAACAAGCCAAGGAAUUUGCUGAAGGUGUGAAAGAGAAAUUCCCUGAUCAAUGGCUGGCUUACAACUUAUCUCCAUCUUUUAACUGGCCAAAGGCAAUGUCUGUUGAUGAACAACAUACUUUCAUACAAAGACUAGGUGAUCUAGGGUACAUUUGGCAAUUCAUCACAUUGGCAGGUCUACACACUAAUGCUUUGGCUGUCCAUAACUUUUCUCGUGAUUUUGCAAAGGAUGGGAUGAAAGCCUACGCCCAGAACGUUCAGCAGAGGGAAAUGGACGAUGGUGUUGAUGUGUUAAAGCACCAAAAAUGGUCUGGUGCAGAGUACAUUGAUGGACUAUUGAAGCUAGCUCAAGGUGGUGUUAGCGCAACUGCUGCCAUGGGUACUGGUGUCACUGAAGAUCAGUUCAAAGAAAAUGGGGUAAAAAAGUAG
This is a messenger RNA of Saccharomyces mikatae IFO 1815, 1674 nucleotides long. It is a transcript of the gene ICL1, whose product is annotated as isocitrate lyase 1. Gene Ontology annotation, molecular function: isocitrate lyase activity. Bases 1 to 1674 code for a protein of 557 amino acids. NCBI's taxonomy places the organism in Eukaryota, Fungi, Ascomycota, Saccharomycetes, Saccharomycetales, Saccharomycetaceae. The record is from RefSeq and is a predicted model, not a curated record. Gene Ontology annotation, biological process: carboxylic acid metabolic process. The transcript has a single exon.